UUUGUAGAAGCGUCAUAGACGCAGUCGGAGAAUGAAAUAUACUUUUGAAAAGUUUGAAGGUUGUGAAUCCGACAAAGGGUCCGAGCCUCCAGCCAUCAACAUCAUCCAUUUCAUCUGCGGACAUUCUUUCCUCACUUCGCAUUCAUUCAUGUAUGAUUGAGGCUGAUUAUGGUCAUAGCCACUCUCUUGAACUCCUGUCUCGUCUUAUCCUGCUGGAAGAAGCUAUCACUGCGAUUCAACCAUGCCAUCAAAAACCAUAGGCCCGCAGAAGCCAGCUCCAAAAGAGGGAACAGUCCGUAAGAGGCGAGCACAUCACAAGUCUCGAAGAGGAUGUCGGAAUUGCAAACUUCGAAAAGUCAAAUGUGAUGAAACCCGCCCCAAAUGCGAGAAGUGCGUCUCUUUCGGGGUAAACUGUAACUACGACUCCGGUUCUAAAGCCUCCGACCUUCAACCGUCCUAUGACAAGCAAGUAACACUCUUAACUCCGCCCACCACACCUCCAUCCCAAGGUCUUGGCCCCAGGAUCAAAAUCCCGACGACCUUGUAUCCACCUAUCAUUACCGGAGACGAUUUAUCGAGUUUCCAGCUUGAUACAGAGAGUUUGAGUCGCCUAGACAGGUUCCAGCAUAGGACUGUAGGGACGAUUGGGACGAAGAGUGCAGGGAAGCUGUUUGCUCAUCUGACCGUGGAUCUUGCACUUGCGCAUCCAUACUUAAUGCACGUAGUCCAAGUCCUGACCGUCAUCCACGACCGCUACCUCUCUCCCAACCCUUACUCCAAACAAACUCUCACAGAAGUCUUCCACCUCUCUCGCGCCGCCGCCCUCUUCAACCGCAAACUCUCCGAACCAAUCCAGCUCCAAGACCGCGACGGUCUCUGGGCCACUGCCGCCCUUCUCGGUCUCAUCGCCUUUUCUCUCACAGAUGCUUCCGACGCCGAAGAAUCUUGGCCCCUGGCCGUAAAUGAAGAUGCUGAUCCCCUAGAAUGGAUAUCCAUCGCAGAAUCCAAGUCCGCGAUCUGGAAUCUCACGAAUCCGCUGAGACCCGAUUCAAGGUUCUCCAUCAUGAAACAUGAUUACGAAACCUCGCAUCCAGCGUUCAAAGUCCCACUCCACGGUAUUGAGGGAAUCCCGCCACAGUUCGUCGAGCUGUAUGAUCUCAAUGACUGGGUUUCGGCAAGAGUCAACCCAUAUUAUACUUCCGUUCAUAUCAUGAUGCCUCUCUUACCCAUCCCGUGCGAGAGAGCGAGUAUCAUUCGCUUCCUAGCGUUCGUCGGCCACAUGGAUGAAGGUUUCAAGAAACUUCUUCGAGCUCGAGAUGCUCGCGCGCUUUUACUACUCGCGUACUGGUACGCCAAGGUCUGGAAAGCGGUUUGGUGGAUUGAACGGCGUGCGGUUCUCGAAUGCAAGGCCAUUUGUUUGUAUCUGGACAAACAUCACAAGGAUGAUAAGUUGUUGCAGGAGAUGUUGAUGUUUCCAAAGAGGAGGUGCGGUUUGGCGAUUGAUACCAAUUGGAUGGGCGAGGAGGAGCGAGUGCGAUUCAAUACGGGGACAGGGUCGGAUGCAAUAUUGGCGAGUAUGGAGUUGUUCAGAGCUAGGUUCGAAGGCACUGCGACACAGCAGGGAUUUUCAGUUGUAUGGCCGGUGUGCAGUACUGAAAAUCGUACUGAAUCUUCAUGAGAAUCGGAGGACUUCAGACGACUGACGGGAUGGGGCGAAGAAUCGGUCAUCGGGCGCUGUUGACCUUGCCCCUCGAAGGCAUGGACGAGAUCACUAGUAAGACAACAAUGUCGACAGAACGCAGACCAGUCGCACAGGAAUGGUGAAAGAUUUGCGCACCACCAAGAAGCAAGAAGAGUGACCACUACCUGAGA
This is a messenger RNA of Mollisia scopiformis, 1872 nucleotides long. RefSeq lists its product as uncharacterized. Gene Ontology annotation, biological process: regulation of transcription by RNA polymerase II. Bases 242 to 1678 code for a protein of 478 amino acids. The record is from RefSeq and is a predicted model, not a curated record. The transcript is spliced from 5 exons. Gene Ontology annotation, molecular function: zinc ion binding; DNA-binding transcription activator activity, RNA polymerase II-specific. NCBI's taxonomy places the organism in Eukaryota, Fungi, Ascomycota, Leotiomycetes, Helotiales, Mollisiaceae.